AGAAGUUCCACAUAAUUGAAUUUAUUGACUUAUAAGCAAAAGAUGUUGAAGAUUUAUUGCAUUGCCUUCUUGGGGGUGUUCCCUUUAGUUUCCCUGGGAUCACCUUUGAUGGUUCCACUGGGUGACCGUUACUUUGUCUCCGAGUACAAAGCCUCGUUUGUUCAUGCUUUAGCAGUAUGUAAAAUGAUGGACAUGGAUUUGCUUAGCAUCCAAAGUGAAGCUGAGAGCGAAAGCGUAUAUGAUAUAAUGAAUUCUGCAGGUUUAGCCGUUGUCGGCAGGUCAUACUGGAUGGGUGGAGCUCACCUAGACGUUGAUACCUGGGUGUGGAUAGAUACGGGAAAACUUCUCACUUUUGUUAAAUGGGGAGCAAAUGAACCAAGCCUCCCUACCUCUGAAGAUUACUGUCUUCAAUUAGGGAAGGAUAAUGACGGCAGAAAUCCUCGCUUUUGGCAAUCCAGAUUAUGCUCAACUGAGAGCUAUUAUGUUUGUCAAGUGAAGGAAACUUAGAUUUAUGAUACCGCAUAAAUAAUCAUGUUAAAACUAAAUGCAGACGAUUAAAUAUUCUUAUUGUCCAAUUAA
Dendroctonus ponderosae (mountain pine beetle) is the source of this 579-nucleotide messenger RNA. RefSeq names its product perlucin. Lineage: Eukaryota; Metazoa; Arthropoda; Insecta; Coleoptera; Curculionidae. The transcript has 3 exons. Gene Ontology annotation, molecular function: signaling receptor activity. The coding region runs from base 43 to 507 and encodes 154 amino acids. The record is from RefSeq and is a predicted model, not a curated record.